This is a messenger RNA of Saccostrea cuccullata (small rock oyster), 3041 nucleotides long. RefSeq names its product neurochondrin-like. NCBI's taxonomy places the organism in Eukaryota, Metazoa, Mollusca, Bivalvia, Ostreida, Ostreidae. Gene Ontology annotation, cellular component: dendrite. The record is from RefSeq and is a predicted model, not a curated record. Gene Ontology annotation, biological process: neuron projection development; regulation of neuronal synaptic plasticity. The transcript is spliced from 19 exons. The coding region runs from base 164 to 2824 and encodes 886 amino acids.
UCAGUGACUGCAAAUUUUUCCUGAUUCCAAUCGGAACAGCAGUUAUCGGGGUACACUCGACAGCUGGACGGAAAAUAAAGUUCUCUCCAAGGGUUACUUUGGAUCAAGGUAGACUCUAGUUGUUGAAACCGUUGUCAGGUUCUAUGUGUGCAGUGAUAAAGGCAUGGAGAACAAAAACUUGGAGAAAUGCAUCAUCAAGUUGCAGGAAGCUACAUCUGACAAUGAAAAGUUUGCAGCCAUGUUGAUGGUGGCUAAAACUACAAGAUGCUCAGACAUGAGUAAAGAAGACAAGAAAAGAAUUUUUAAUGCCAUUGGAUUGUCAUUUCUCAUCAGACUUCUGAAAUCAGAUUCUCAGCCAGAAGAAUGCUCUGCCAAUAUUUACAAAUGCAUGGCAUUAACAGUACUCUCUGGGCUCUGUGCUGAUACUGACUUGGUGCAAAGUGCCCCUUUGUAUCGCAUUCUUAAACCACUGAAUGAAGUCAUUCUGAUCAGACGGAGUAACGACGAUGAAGAGGUGGAUAACAUGAUCAAUGAUGCGUUUGAAAUCCUGAAGAUGUUUGCUGGAUCCCAGCAGGGAAUACAGCAUUUGCUGGACAAUGGCACCAUCUCUGCCUUAACCAAAGUCAUUGCUAAAGAAUUAUAUGGAGCUAAAAAAGCCUUCGAUUUGAUGACCUUCAUAUUGCACACAAUGAAGCCGUGUGUCUGGACCGGACAGGAACAAGCUCUGGGAAGGCUGCUCAACUAUUUUGCCAAGAAAAUGGCAGAAAAUCAGGACCAGGAAAAAUUCGAACUUUGUAAUUUCAUUGGCAUGAUAUUAAGAGUGACCCCUAUAUCUGAGUUCAGAAAGGCUGAACAGCAACAAUGGCAUAAGUCAAUUUUGAAAGGAAUUCAAGAUAUAUUCAGCAGUCGAUUGGGAGAAGCUCAAAGAGAGCCAGCCCUGAAACUGGUGGCCUCCCUGAUAGAUCGAGUAGGAAUGGAGUUUGUUCUGCCCCCUAACAUGAAGGACAACAAAGUGCUCCUAAUGAUUAUACACCUCAGUUGUAUCGAGGUCAGGAUGACUCUGGAAAACUUUCCCGUGGACAAGAUUUCAGAGAAGGCAGAUUUGCUUUGUGCUUGCUAUCAUCUUUUGGAGAACAUCAUUAUCUACCUGACCACAUCCCCUAGUCUUCUACUGGAUGAAAAACAGAUCCUUCAGCUUCAUUCAGCCAUGUUAGGGGCAUUCCAUUCCAUCAUUUUCUUCCUAAAGGAACUUUCAGAUGAAAACAAUGCCAAAGGACAGUAUCAAAACCCAGUUGUAAUAGCUACAGUCCGUGUCUUAGGAGCAUGGCUGGCUGAGGAAACAUCUGCCCUCAGAUCAAAGACUUAUGAAAUCCUGCCAUUUUUGUUACAUUUAUGCAAACUACAGAUGGAGUUUUCCCACAUAUUAAGUUCUCAAGAGGGAGGCCUGGGUGCAAAUCCCAAAGGAUUCAUCGAUGACAUUGGUUUUGAAAACAUCAAGAAAAAAGUGAACAUAGACACUCAAGCCAUUUCCGAGGCACUGUCAGAAUGCCUCACCAUGGAGGAUGAGGAAGAAGGAAAUUUCGAGGAAGAGCAAGGUGAAGAGAAAAAAGUAGGAAAGGAAGUUGAUGAAGGGGUAGAUGAACAGGGAAAAAUGGAAGUUGAAAGAGGAAAACAGGAAGGACACAAGAGUGUGAACAGUAACUGUGGAAAUGUGAUUCAGAAUUCGAAACAUGAGGUACUGAAAAAGGAAGUUGAGGAUACUAAAGAGGAAAGUGCAAAUUCAAAGGAGAAUUGUGAAGCAAUUUCUAGUGAUGGAAAUUCCCAAAUGAACCAUGAGGACAAUAGUGCUUCUUCCAGUGUUGAUCCAAAUGUUGACAAGGUGAUUGGUGAUAAUGAGGUAGAGGCCUCUAAGAGUGUUUCCAAUGGAGCUGUGGACAGUGAUCUGGAUGAGGAUGAUGCCUCAUAUCUGGAAGAUUCCGGAAGUAUGAGUGUGGAUUUACUGAGAUUCCUCCUACCUGGACUCUGUCAUCUCACCUCAGAGGAUGAACCCAGACAGAUCUUAGUGGACAAUGAACUGUUACCCAUGUUGAACCAUUAUAUGAAACAUAUGUUGAAGCGAUAUUUUAAGGAUGACUCCAAUGACAAUGUAGUAAAAGCAUUGGAGUUGUUGUGUAAUAUUUUCCUGAACUUUGCUGUGAUGGAGCCCAAUUUGGUUAGGAGGAGCACACACUUAGUAAAUGUUACACUGAUUGUAAUGGAGGCAGUGCCUCUUGUAGGAAGAAAAACAGAAUUUAACCCUUUGUGGCUCAAAAUGGUUACACUUGGCAUGUUUUAUUUGAGACAUCAAAGCUGUGCAGUAAGAAGUGUUGCUGCUGAGGAUGUCUUGGUGCACUUCUUUAUCUGUGCCUGUACAUUUGUGAAGGGAGCCUUCAUCAACAGCUCUAAAAACAGGAAGAAGGACGUCCUCACUGUAUCUCCUAAUUAUCUCCCCUUCUGGGAGGAGGCUUCUCAACUCUGGUUUCUUACAAUACAAGCAAUGACAUCCUGUACAGCCAUGUACCCCCAGUUAAUUAAAGCUGUCCUAAUAUCAGGAAUGAUGCCACAGCUGGCUAAAGUCUUCAUUGCAGUACAAGGUCGAGAUGUUGGAGAUGAAGUCAUCAGAUGUGUGCUGGCCUUGUUUAUCACUAUGGCACAUUUUCAUGAAAAAGUUAGAAAUGUCAUCAAAACAACAGGGGGACUACAGCUUUCCAAAAUUUACGAUUCAAAAGAAUUGCGUAUAGAGCUUGGAAUUGCUGAAAAAAGUGGAAAUGAGAAGAAAUCCUAAAUAAAAAUUUAGCUCACUCCAGCACUGGACUUGUAGAAAUAUGAUGAAGAUUAAUAUUAUACGGCAUCCAGAAGAUGCACAAACUCUACUGGAAAUUACAAAUUUUAAUUUGGAAAUUCUCGAGAAAAUGUUCAGAGACAAGGUUUCUACUUCACUAUUCAUUAUCUGGCAUGGACAAAAAACCAAAAGACAAGAAUAAAUAAAACUUUUAAAACAA